Molecule: messenger RNA, 2164 nt
Organism: Tupaia belangeri chinensis (Chinese tree shrew)
Lineage: Eukaryota; Metazoa; Chordata; Mammalia; Scandentia; Tupaiidae
Gene: IRF9
Product: interferon regulatory factor 9
Exons: 9
Coding region: 588-1829 (413 amino acids)
Biological process (GO): immune system process; regulation of transcription by RNA polymerase II
Cellular component (GO): nucleus
Molecular function (GO): DNA-binding transcription factor activity, RNA polymerase II-specific; protein binding; RNA polymerase II cis-regulatory region sequence-specific DNA binding
Source: RefSeq, a predicted model, not a curated record
AGCGGAUUGGAGGGGGAGGGGUGAUGGUGGGAGGGUAGGAGUUGAUCCUGGGAACUCCUCUGCCAGACAGAGACAAGGUUUUUGAGUCAGGAAGCAGGAGAUUGGACCGGAAAGACACAAGGGCCGGUGUCUCAGGCCCUUGACAAAGUACAGGAGGACCUGCUGUGGGGUUGUUGCAGAAGGCUGGCUCUGCCUCAGCCUCAGUUGACCCGGUUUGUUUUCUUGCCCUCUGGCUCUGCCCACUUCUGCUAUAGCUCCACCCCUGCCCCAGCUCCCUGCCCCACCCAUCCCUGAGGCCAGAGGAGAGAGGUGGGAGUCAGGGGUAGGUUGUGGGGUGGUGAGUAGAGAGUUGAUGGGGCACCUCUGAAGCAUACCCUGCCACCGUAGAUGCUUGGCUAUCAGCAGGGCCUCACUAAAAACAGACCACUAUGGGAUUGCUUUCUCCCCCAAACCAUACAUUCUUGGAAAGUCCCAGAACUAAGACCCAUCACUAAGUUUUCUUUCUAGAUGUCACAGCUUGGAAUAAUGUUUAAAAGAAUUUUAAUUUUUUAAAUCACUAGUGAUGGAAGAAACCUCAGUGUCUCAGGAUGUUGAGGAUGGCAUCAGGGAGGGCACGCUGUACCCGAAAGCUACGGAACUGGGUGGUGGAGCAAGUGGAGAGUGGAAAGUUCCCAGGAGUAUGUUGGGAUGAUCUGGCCAAGACCAUGUUCCGGAUUCCCUGGAAGCAUGCAGGCAAGCAGGACUUCCGGGAGGACCAGGACGCUGCCUUCUUCAAGGCCUGGGCCAUAUUUAAGGGAAAGUACAAGGAGGGGGACACAGAAGGCCCUGCUGCCUGGAAGACUCGCCUGCGCUGUGCCCUUAACAAGAGUCCUGAAUUUGAGGAGGUUUCUGAGAGGGGCCGUAUGGAUGUUGCUGAGCCCUACAAGGUGUACCGGCUGCUGCCACCAGGCACCUGUGCCCAACCAGGGACACAGAAAUCACCAUCAAAGCGACACCACAGUUCUGUGUCAUCUGAGAGAGUGGAGGAGGAGGAGGAGCCCAAAAAGAAGUCUGUACUCAGUACCUCCUUGCUUCCUGACCCCUUCGAUUAUACACCAUGUCUGCAGGAGGAGGUGGGGGCCAAAGGGGGAGCAGGCCACUCGGGCUUUGGGAGCAGCAGUGGUGGCAGCAGCGGUGGCAGCAGUGGCAGCAGCAGCAGCAGUGACAGCAGUCCUGAGCCACAGGAAGGAACAGACACAACUGACAGCCCCUGUCCAGAGGAUCAGGUGUACCUGGAGCUGCUGCCCCCUCCAGACUCAGACUACUCACUACUGCUCACCUUCAUCUACAACGGGCGUGUGGUAGGCGAGGCCCAGGUCCAAAGCCUGGACUGCCGCCUUGUGGCUGAGCCCUCGGGAUCCGAGAGCAGCAUGGAACAGGUGGUGUUUCCCAAGCCCGGGCCACAGGAGCCCACCCAGCGCCUGCUGAGUCAGCUCAAGAGAGGCGUCCUGGUGGCCAGCAACUCCCGAGGCCUCUUCGUACAGCGCCUUUGUCCCAUCCCCAUCUCCUGGAAUGCACCUGAGGCUCCUCCUGGGCCAGGCCCGCAUCUGCUGCCCAGCAACGAGUGUGUGGAGCUCUUCAAAACCUCCUGCUUCUGCAGAGACUUGGUCAAGUACUUCAAGGGCCAAGGGCCCCCACCCAAGUUCCAGGUAACACUGAAUUUCUGGGAGGAGAGCCCUGGCCCCAACCAGACCCCACAGAAUCAUAUUACAGUGCGGAUGGAGCAAGCCUUUGCCCGUCAUCUCCUGGCGACUCCGGAGGAUCAGGCAGCCGCCCUGUCCCUAGUAUAGAACGCCCAUCUGCCACCUCACCCUCUACUCCUCCCUGUCCUUGAAAUAGACUCGCCACUGUUGCCUCCCUCUGUGACACCUCUCAGCGUUGUCUGUCAUCCUUAUGUCCCUGAACUCCUUUCUGGUGCCCUGACUGGUGAAGAGCACAAGGAUAAUUUUAUCCUUUUUUUUUUUUUUUUCAAAAUUUGAGCUAUACUCUUUUCAUCUCUAAGAAAUUGGUAUAUUCCAAAUGGUGGGAACUUGGGCCAUUUUCUCUUCCCACAAACCUCAACUCUAAAGGCAAGCACUUUAUAUUUUCUUCUUGGACCUAAAAUAAAAUUUUAUUGAAAGAGGAA